Limulus polyphemus (Atlantic horseshoe crab) is the source of this 1595-nucleotide messenger RNA. RefSeq names its product neural-cadherin-like. Gene Ontology annotation, biological process: homophilic cell-cell adhesion. The coding region runs from base 160 to 1440 and encodes 426 amino acids. The record is from RefSeq and is a predicted model, not a curated record. Gene Ontology annotation, cellular component: plasma membrane. NCBI's taxonomy places the organism in Eukaryota, Metazoa, Arthropoda, Merostomata, Xiphosura, Limulidae. The transcript has 3 exons. Gene Ontology annotation, molecular function: calcium ion binding.
AAGCUCGAAGUACACUGACUCAAUAACGGUCAUGUGUUUAAAGUUAAGGAACCUACCAUUCUAAUAUAGCAUCCGCCAACAAAGUGGAUUAGAGAAAAUACUGUCUUAUAAUGUAUAAAGGGAAAAGGGCAGAACAAGGCGGGUGAUUUUCAAGACAAGAUGAAAGUGUGGAACGUACUAGGACUGUCAUUUCUUCUGUCAGCUCUGUCUGAUAGAAUAGUGUCAAGAAGUGAAAAUAUCCUAAUUCCUCACGAUGUCCAUCCUGGCUAUUCUAUCAAAAAGUACUCAUUUAACGGACAAGCUUUUAGUAUACUUGACACCAACGCUCCAGAGAAUUUUGUUGUCCUAAAUAACGGCAUCCUAAUGUUAACAUCGGAUGUUUCUCAUAGAGUUGGGCAUCCUAUUCUCCUUGUUGUCAAGGAAGAGUACCACAACGUUACGAUAAAGAAUGAUCUUGUGAUACAUGUUAAACACAGGAACAAUAUCUUAAAGUUCGACAAAGACUUAUAUUCGGGGAGCAUAUUCGAGAAUCUUCCUUGUGGAGCUACAGUCCAUGGUAUGGAAAACAUAAUCGCUUCCGGUGGAGUAAAUAGCCACGUUACUUAUAGCAUUUUGUCUGGAAAUUAUAACAAUUCUUUCAGAAUCACUCCAUCUUCCCUCAACAGGACAACAGCUGUCGCUGUCGUGACUAAUCACCCUCUGGAUCGAGAACAGUUAGCCUCAUACGAGUUAGUGUUGCGUGUAGUCGAUGAAUUCGAGGUCGAUAGCGCUGAAACUGUCCUCCAUGUUGAUGUACUGGAUGUCAACGACAACGCACCAAUUCUAGAAAAGGACUUCUACGAUUUCCAAAUACCAAUGAAAACCGAACCUUUUUCUUUAAUUGGAAACGUCAGUGCCAUAGACAAAGAUGGCGACCACCCUGUUUAUCAUUUUUGUAAUCGUCAUUCAAAGUUUGUCAUUGUACCUAAAAGCGGCCAGAUUUUUCUGACCGGAAUUCUUGAGCCAGAAACGUACCAGUUAUGUAUUCGAAUCCACGAUAACCGUAGUCCUCGAUUAUACAGCCGAGACUUUCCUUUAUAUGUCACGGCGUUCUCCUCAGAACAGAUUUCUGAAAAAGAACCCUUAUUUGAUGUAAUAGAAUACAACACAAAGUCUUUGGUACGGCCCAAAAGGUCUGUAAGGCCAACAAAAAGCUACGAAUACAAGGAAAAUGAUGGAAGUAUUAUAGGACAAACCAUGUUCCAGCUGGAGAAAAGAGAUCCCCAAGAGAUAUUCCAAGUCGAAAGUUCCAACCAAUGGGUUCAAGUAGACAGAUUAGGUGUCAUCAGAGUUAAAGAACCUUGGAAUUAUGAACAGCUUGGAAAAGAGAAAACUAUUGACUUUUGGGUGUUUGUAUCCAGACCAGGUGUUCCAGGUCCCGAAGAUUGUCAAAAACUCUAAAGAAAGAAGGCAGUCGAACAAAGCAGAUUCCAAGACAUGAUCUUGUCGAUUGGGAUGUACUGGAUAACUUUGCAAUGAUCUGAGGGAAGAAGCAUAGGCGUACAUCAGGAUGUAAACUGACUUAAUGAUAUAUCGGAAAUAGGUUUUUCGCUGCU